Messenger RNA from Rhea pennata, 879 nucleotides. It is a transcript of the gene EN2, whose product is annotated as engrailed homeobox 2. NCBI's taxonomy places the organism in Eukaryota, Metazoa, Chordata, Aves, Rheiformes, Rheidae. Bases 1 to 879 code for a protein of 292 amino acids. The record is from RefSeq and is a predicted model, not a curated record. Gene Ontology annotation, cellular component: nucleus. Gene Ontology annotation, biological process: multicellular organism development; neuron differentiation; regulation of transcription by RNA polymerase II. Gene Ontology annotation, molecular function: RNA polymerase II cis-regulatory region sequence-specific DNA binding; DNA-binding transcription factor activity, RNA polymerase II-specific. The transcript is spliced from 2 exons.
AUGGAGGAGGGCGGCCGGAGCCCCCGCGAGGAGGCGGCCGAGCCGCAGGAGUCCGGCGGCGACGCGGAGCCCGGCGGCGGCGGGCGGCGGGCGCUGCUGCUGCCCGCGGUGCUGCCGGCGCCCGGCGACCCGCCGCACCCGCACCCGCACCCGCACCGCAUCACCAACUUCUUCAUCGACAACAUCCUGCGGCCCGAGUUCGGGCGGAGGAAGGAGGCGGGCGGCGCCGGCGGCGAGCCCCGGCGGCCCGGCGCGGAGAGCCGCCGCAGCCCCGCCGCGGCGCCGGCCCCCGGCGCGCCGCUGCCCGCCGGCGGGGCCGGCUCGCCGGGCGCGGGGGAGGGCGGCCCCGCGGCGCUGGCCCUGCACGGCGCCGCCAAGAAGGGCGGCGACCCGGCGGCGCUGGAGGCGGCCCUCAAGUCGCGGGGGCUCGGCGGCGGCGGCGGCGACCUGUCGGUGAGCUCGGACUCGGAUAGCUCCCAAGCCAGCUCCAACGCCGGGACGCAGCCCAUGCUCUGGCCCGCCUGGGUGUACUGCACGCGCUACUCGGACAGGCCGUCCUCAGGUCCCCGCUCGCGCAAACCAAAGAAGAAGAACCCCAACAAGGAGGACAAGCGGCCGCGCACCGCCUUCACGGCCGAGCAGCUGCAGAGACUCAAGGCCGAGUUCCAGACCAACCGCUACCUUACGGAGCAGCGGCGCCAGAGCCUGGCCCAGGAGCUCGGCCUCAACGAGUCCCAGAUCAAGAUCUGGUUCCAGAACAAGCGCGCCAAGAUCAAGAAGGCCACGGGCAGCAAGAACUCGCUGGCGGUGCACCUCAUGGCCCAGGGGCUCUACAACCACUCCACCACGGCGAAAGACGGCAAGUCGGACAGUGAAUAG